Messenger RNA from Linum tenue, 2270 nucleotides. The record is from the annotation of a GenBank genome assembly. NCBI's taxonomy places the organism in Eukaryota, Viridiplantae, Streptophyta, Magnoliopsida, Malpighiales, Linaceae.
AGAAACCCAUUCUCAAAAUAGUGGAAGCUGUGAAUCUGCUUCCUCUUCAGUCUUCUCUCAAUCUCACAUACCCAAACCAGAGAGCCGUUCAACCAUCAUCCUACUUAUUAUUCCCCUAGACACUCCCACCUUCCCCGCCGUCUCCACCAAGGCCUCCGCCGCCUGCGCCACUAGAGCGACCAAAGAAUCCAGCGGCUCUCUCACCAGAAAGAAGUUCCGGGCCGCCGCCGAGCAAAGAGUUGAAACGUCCCAGUUAUUUCAUGGAGGCUUCCCGUUUCAGAGCGCAAUAGAUAGAAAAAUGGAAAGCUUGGAUUCAAAAAUCACAUCUUCCCCGCCAGUACAACAAGAGCCAGAACUCAAACGGUCGAAAAUGUCCACCACCACUACCUCCGACGAUGAAGAAACCGCCCCCACAACCGUUCCCGGCGGCGAUCCGGCCGACGCCGGGAUCAGGAGGCCGAGGUACAAGCGGCGGAAGGUAGCGAUAUUCUUCGCCUACUGCGGCGUGGGCUACCAAGGGAUGCAGAAAAACCCUGGUGCCAAAACCAUCGAAGGCGACCUCGAGGAAGCCCUUUUCCGCGCCGGCGCCGUACCCGAACAGGACCGCGGGUGUCCGAAGCGAUAUGACUGGGCUCGAUCGGCGCGGACUGAUAAGGGCGUGAGCGCCGUCGGGCAGGUCAUCUCUGGGCGGUUCUACAUCGAUCCUCCUGGGCUCGUGGAGCGGCUGAACUCGGAACUUCCCUCGCAGUUUCGUAUCUUCGGGCACAAGCGGGUGACUGCUUCGUUCAAUGCGAAGAAGUUCUGCGAUAGGAGGAGGUAUGUGUAUCUGAUCCCUGUUUUCGCUCUUGAUGAAUCGUCGCAUCGUGAUAGGGAGAGCGUGAUGGCUAGUUUAGGAUCUGGGUCUGAGCUUGUUAAGUGUCUGGGGUGUUCGGAGAGGGGGAGGAAGGUCAUUGGAGCUGUUGGUAAUAAGCGUGAUCUUCUACUGAAAGAAGGUAAUAGACCUGAAUUGCCUGCUCAAGAUGUUCUAUUGAAGGAAGGGAAUAGGUCUAUAGAAUCUGAGAUGAAGGAGGAGACUGUGUGUUUAGAUGAUGGGGACGCUGUGGCUUCUCAGUCAGACAUUUUGCUGGACGGUAGGGGAGAAACAAGUGAAAUAGACACUGAAGUGCCUGUUCAAGAUGUCAUGCUGACUGCAGGGAAUGCUGAAAUGGAAACUGAUAUGAAGGAGAAGGCUUCAGUGUGUGUAGACAAUGGGAAUUCUGGUUAUGAUAAUGUAUCAUCAGAAGUAGUGGAGAAAGAAGCGGAUGCCAUCGCUGUGAUUGAUGUAGAUGAAACAGUGGCAAACGGGAGUGAGUUCUGUUAUGGGCAGGAAGAAAGGGAGAGGUUCAAUAGAAUAUUGGGUUACUAUGUGGGCAGUCAUAAUUUUCACAACUUCACAACCAGAAUCACGGCUGACGACCCUUCGGCUAGGCGCUACAUUGUUUCAUUCACUGCAAACACCGUGGUCACGGUUGAUGGAAUGGAUUUUGUGAAGUGUGAAGUCGUGGGGCAGAGCUUCAUGCUCCACCAGAUUCGCAAGAUGAUGGGGCUAGCUGUGGCAAUCAUGAGGAAUGCCGCACCUGAGUCCUUGAUAAAAACCGCAUUACAAAAGAUGGUUAGGCUUACCGUGCCGACAGCUCCCGAGGUGGGUUUAUACUUGGACGAGUGCUUCUUCACGUCGUAUAACCAGAAAUGGAAAGACACCCAUGAAGAAGUUUCGAUGAAGGAGUAUGAGGAAGAGGCUGAAGACUUCAAAAUGAAGCACAUAUAUCCGCACAUUGCAUCCAUGGAACACAAGGAAGGAGUUGUAGGCUUGUGGUUGCACUCUCUAAACCAUAGGAACUAUCCCGAUCUCCGUUAUAGCGAAAAGGGAGAUGCCAAAGAAGGAGCUGCUGAGGUGAAAAACGGAGAUCCCACAGAAGUUGCCAAAGAAGAAAGAGCUGCUGAUGUGAAAAACGCAGAUACCACAGAAGUUUCCAAAGAAGGACUGCUGAUGUGAGCAAGGCCAAGUAAGUUUAGACGGAUGUUAUAGUAGUGUCUUGCUAUCUAUGUUUUCCAAAGAUAGCUUUCAGUUGUUUCUUGAGUUGGUUCAUUUCUACGGGAUCUUGAUGAUAGUGCCUGGGUAGGUUUUGGUUAAAUAUGGAGGUUAAGCAUUACUUGACUGUUGCUUUGGCAACUUGGUCAAAUUGUUGUGUUUUAGCUCCAGUUUCUGGAGGUACAUUCUGUGAAUUUUU